AUGGCCGACUCGAGUGAAACCAAGCCAGCUACGGCGCCUAUUGUGGACGAUGCGCCCAGCAACGACGCAGGUGAAGGAAGCUCAGACACCAAGCAAGAAUCCCACAGCGAUCGCAAACGCAAGAGAUUCCAAGACGACGGACUCAAAUUCGGCCGCGGUGGUAAGAAGAGAGAUAUGGGCAGGAACGCGUGGUCGCGAGAGCAACCAGACCGUAGAUCUCGCAACGACGAAGAAAAGAAGAAGCCCCGUCCUGAAAACUCGGUCCUUCCUGCACCUUUCGCACAGGAUGAGAUUGCCGCAGAGGAGCGCAAACCCAAGCGCAAGGUCGCCGUCUUGAUUGGAUACAGUGGUACUGGUUACAAGGGCAUGCAAAUCAACACGACCGAAAAGACGAUUGAAGGCGACCUCUUCACAGCUUUCGUCCAAGCUGGAGCCAUCUCAAAAGCAAACGCCGAUGAUCCCAAGAAAUCUGCACUCGUCAGAUGUGCUCGUACCGACAAGGGUGUCCAUGCGGCAGGAAACAUGAUCUCACUCAAGUUGAUUGUUGAGGACCCCGACAUUGUCCAGAAGAUCAACUCACACCUAUCACCGCAAAUAAGAGUCUGGGGAAUCGAACGCACAAUCGGAAGUUUCAGCUGCUACCAAGUCUGUGACAGUCGUUGGUAUGAAUACCUGAUUCCAUCACACGCAUUCUUGCCCCCGCAUCCCAGCAGUUGGAUGGCAAGAAACCUGGAAGAGGCUGCCGAUGAGACAGGUGACCGUGAAGGUUACGAGUCUCGUCAGGCCGAGGUCAAGGAUUUCUGGAAGACCGUUGAAGAACGUGACAUCAAGCCUAUUGUGGAUUCUCUGGAUGACGACAUUCGUGAUAUGGUCCUGCAAGCCAUUCAUGAGCCCUCCGAUUUCAACCCUGACGGAGAACAACAAGACAAGCAAGAGGAACAAGUCAAGCAGACUGCUGAACUCAACACAUCAGCACCUGCAGAUGCUGACUCCAAACCGGAAGCUGCUGCCGAGACUGCUGCUAACACCGACACUCCCAUGCCUGACCAGCCUGCCACUCUUGAAUCAACAAACAUUCCUACCGAACAGAAGAAGCGUAUUGAAGUUGCUGUCAGACAGCUAAAGACUGCCUACAAUGCUGCUCGUCGUGCUUUCCGCAUUCCCGAAGAGCGUAUUGCCCGUGUGCAGGCUGCUUUGGACUCUUAUGUCGGCACUCGCAACUACCACAACUUCACCAUCCAAAAGACUGCCAGGGAUCCCUCAGCCAAGCGCAACAUCAAGUCUUUUGUCUGCAACCCGCAACCCAUCAUCAUCAACGGAACUGAAUGGCUGUCAUUGAAGGUUCACGGUCAAUCCUUCAUGAUGCACCAGAUUCGCAAAAUGGUUGGUAUGGUCGCGUUGACAGUCCGUUGUGGUACUCCCAUCGAGCGUAUCGUUGAAGCUCAGGGUGACCUCAAGUACAGCAUUCCCAAGGUUCCUGGUCUUGGUUUGUUGCUUGAGCGUCCUGUCUUUGACAGCUACAACGAGAUUCAAGCCGUCAAGCAUGACAAGGAGAAGCUUGACUUUGGCAAGUAUGAGAAGGAGCUUGAGGAAUUCAAGCAGAGAGAAAUCUACCAGAGAAUCUUCGCCGAGGAGGAGAGAGACAACACAUUCCACCUCUUUUUCAACCAGAUCGACAACUACAAGGAGCGUCAUUUCUUGUACUUGACGUCAAAGGGUAUCGAGGCUACCAAGGGUGCUGGAAAGCUUGAUGAACAAAGAGCAGUCAAGUCGCAGAAUGAUGGAGCCGAUGCUAUGGAGAUGCAGUAA
Messenger RNA from Aureobasidium pullulans EXF-150, 1809 nucleotides. RefSeq names its product pseudouridine synthase. Gene Ontology annotation, biological process: tRNA pseudouridine synthesis; mRNA pseudouridine synthesis. Gene Ontology annotation, cellular component: nucleus. Lineage: Eukaryota; Fungi; Ascomycota; Dothideomycetes; Dothideales; Saccotheciaceae. Gene Ontology annotation, molecular function: pseudouridine synthase activity; RNA binding. The transcript has 3 exons. The record is from RefSeq and is a predicted model, not a curated record. Bases 1 to 1809 code for a protein of 602 amino acids.